GCGGUGGGGGUCACGUGACGCGACUACGUGAGGCAGCGAGAGACGCGGCUGCCCGCGCGCCAUGUUUAGCGGAAAACAAAAGGUCCAAAUUCCCAUGCUGAAUGUAAUAAAGAGAACCACUUGUUCGGCCCAUGAGAAAUAACGACACGAGAAUGACAAUAAAUAGUUGGAACGGUUGAUUUUUUUUUUUACCGCCAUGCCUUUUCCUAUCAGCAACCAGGCUCCAGCCUUCCAGCAGACCCCCAAGCAUUAUGGGAUCACGUCUCCCAUUAGCUUGGCCCUGCCCAAGGAGGCUGACCUGGCCCUCACCCAAAAGCUGACUGAGACCUUAAAACCAUACGGGGUGUUUGAGGAAGAGUUGGAACUUCAGCGCAGAAUUCUGGUGUUGGGGAAAUUGAAUACACUGGUGAAGGAGUGGAUCAAAGAGAUAAGUGAUAUAAAGAACCUCCCCGCAUCAUUAAUAGAUACAGUUGGAGGCAAGAUCUUCACAUUCGGAUCCUAUCGCUUAGGCGUGCACACCAAAGGGGCCGACAUAGAUGCUCUCUGCGUGGCCCCCCGGCAUGUGGAGAGAACAGACUUCUUCUCCUCUUUUUAUGAGAAGCUCAAGGAGCAGGAGGAGGUCAAAGACCUGCGGGCCGUUGAGGAGGCCUUCGUCCCGGUCAUCAAGCUAGCGUUUGACGGAAUUGAGAUUGACAUACUGUUUGCGAGGUUAGCGCUGCAAACUAUACCAGAGAACCUUGACCUGCGAGACGACGGGCUGCUGAAGAACCUGGACAUCCGCUGUAUCAGGAGUCUGAACGGCUGUCGGGUGACGGAUGAGAUUCUCCACCUCGUGCCCAACAUCGGCAACUUCAGGCUGACGUUGAGAACCAUCAAGCUCUGGGCAAAACGCCGCAACAUCUACUCCAACAUCCUGGGCUUUUUGGGUGGUGUUUCCUGGGCCAUGCUGGUGGCCCGAACGUGCCAGUUGUACCCCAACGCGGCAGCCUCCACCCUGGUCCACAAGUUCUUCCUCGUCUUCUCCAAGUGGGAAUGGCCCAACCCAGUUCUGCUAAAGCAGCCGGAAGACUGCAACCUCAACCUUCCAGUGUGGGACCCAAGGGUGACUCCCAGUGACCGGUACCACCUGAUGCCCAUCAUCACCCCCGCGUACCCGCAGCAGAACUCCACAUACAACGUGUCCGCCUCGACCCGAGCCGUUAUGGUGGAAGAGUUCAAACAGGGCCUCGCCAUCACGGAUGAAAUUUUGCAGAAUAAAGCAGAGUGGUCGAAACUAUUUGAAGCACCAAACUUCUUUCAGAAAUACAAGCAUUAUAUUGUGUUGCUAGCAAGCGCGCCGACAGAGAAGCAGCACCUGGAAUGGGUUGGAUUGGUGGAGUCCAAGAUUCGGAUUUUAGUCGGAAACCUUGAGAAGAACGAGUUCAUCACGCUGGCUCAUGUGAAUCCACAGUCCUUUCCCGGCCCAAAGGAAGGCAAUGACAAAGAGGAGUUUAGCACGAUGUGGGUUAUCGGCAUCGUCUUUAAGAAGAUGGAGGGGUCGGAGAACCUGAACGUGGACCUGACCUUCGACAUUCAAUCCUUCACAGACACGGUGUACCGACAGGCCAUCAGCAGCAAGAUGUUCGAGCAGGAGAUGAAGAUAUCGGCCAUGCACGUGAAGAGGAGGCAGCUCCACCAGCUGCUCCCAAACCUGAAGCGCAGAAAGCAUUCCACGGAGAGCCUGCGUCAGAUGAACGACAGCAGUCUGGACAUGUCGAUCGACAGCGACAACAGCAUGUCCGUCCCCUCCCCAACGUCCAUGCUGUCUUCCACCCCCUUCAAGGGCCCCCCACUGGGGCCCCCGCCCAGUCCCCUCGGUCCUGGGCCCAUCACGGUCUUCCAUGUCGACGGCCAGCCAAAGGCCGAGGUCGCAGUAGUGGAUGGGUCGAAGACGCCCGGGGUCCAGCCACGCCCUUGCAUCACCCCAGUGCCCGCGAGCCAGACCCCCCCCCCAACCAUGGGUCCACCGGCGGCCAAGAGAUCCGGCUCACCCCUGCCAGAAACGGCGGUGAAGAAGCUGAAAGCGGACGAGAAUUCAGCCACCGAUGUCCCUGGGAACAUUGAGGAGAGCGAGGCAGUCUUCAACCGCAGCGAGAGUGAUCCAACAUCGGAGAGAACUUCCUCCCCUCCGCUGGAAGACACCACAGCAGAGACUCUCCCUGUGAAGGAGGACCAUGUUAAUGAUGAAAGGCAGGAGGAUGAGAACAUGGCUGUUGAAACUGAGGAUACAACACACAAAGAAGAAUUGAAGAACGGAGACGCAAUUAAGAAGACGUCCACAGCUGACCUGUCUGACGUGCCACUGAUCCCUACCAACCCGAUUUCUGUGGUGAAGAACUCCAUCAAGCUUCGCCUCAGCAGGUAGACUCCCGAUUCACAAGGCAAGGAACGCCUUACCUAAACCUCCCCACCCACCACAACCACCGCCACAACCUUUGCUCCCUAUUCUGUGUCAAACGUCCCCUUAAUGUUCUCGUCGCGGACACACAGAGUAACGGAUAAACAGAAGACCCGAUCUGCCCGCGAUAUCAAUCGCCUGAAGUCAAACUGCCGAAGUUAAUUUAGCCUGCUCCAUGCGGCCAACGCCACAAGGGGGCGAUAAAGAACUUCCGCAGAACUCCCCGACAGCCUACUCAGAACACAACGUAGCCCAGAGGAAAGUUUCUCUUAAUAAACUCUCCCUGAGAUGCGUUUCACAUCCACUCGCUCUGAACUCCUCCAAGCACACAGGGUGACGGCGCAAAGUUGUGUACAUACGAGAGUCAAAGACACAUCUUCCCAAUCAGCCAGCCCUUCCUUUGUUGUUGAUCUCUCCGGACUCUGCAAGCAGGGGGGGGGGGGGGGGGGGCAGUUCGGGAGCCCUUAUGUUCAUGUCACAUAGCAUGAGGAGUACAUUUGCCUUCUCCAGAUGCUGUUGAUUUCAGUUUUUUUGUUAUUACCUUCAUUGUGUUAAUUAUGAUAUCAGAUAAUGACCCAAAGCAGCGGCCUGUUGGUUAUUGUUGUGGUUUCUUCAGCAAAGUUAUCCAUCCACAACAUGUUAGCAUUUCCUUUCCUGCUCUUGUUAUCACGGGACUUUCUGGAAAUGAUUCAUUCAGAUAAAAUAAUCUUUUGUGAAAUAAUUUAAGGCAUUUUUUGUGAUCUGGGAGAUAAUAAGUUGCGUUUUUAUUACCACGUGGGCUGCACCGAAUCAACACACACACACACAUACAAACACACACACACACACACACAUACACAUACACACACACCAUUAAUGGAACUGGCUCAGGUUUGAGAACACCACUGACCAAAAUGCUGCUUACCUCAGAGGGGACAAAAGGCACAGACCCUAGCAGUGUGCAACACGAUGUCUAACCACGUGCGUUAAAAUGAUCUACUGUCGGGUUCAAAAUCCGCCACACGUUGUUUCCUAUGUGGCGAAUAAAAAAUAAUAAUCGUUCCCAUGCGAAGUUGCUUGAGGCUCAUUGGAAACAUCCUUACGAUUAAAGUUCUUUCCCGCUCAUUUCAGUUUUUUGGAGCGCUCUUUUAAUUCAAACGCAACCGUUUUUUUGAUGGUUUGAUAAUGAUGAUGCUGAUGAUGAAGGUAGUGGCACGCUAGCACGCCAGUUAGCCUGCUUCUGAACACGCGGACAAGACGCGUGGAGAUAAAGGACAUCAACAAGGCAGGAGGGCAUAUUGGAGGCACCUGCUCUAUCAGAUGGUCCUCGCCAGGAAGACAGUGAUCAGGGUGCGUCCCGGCGCAGGGUCUGAUUAGCCAAACGUCUCGUGGUUGCUUCGGAGCGUGAGUUUCCGGAUCAUUAAUAUGUACAUCUGUUGUACAGUAACAGUAGGUUUUUGGUGUUUUCUGUCUUGUACAAUAGCAUUAAAAAACAAAAAAAACGAUAACAAGAUUAUACUUUGUGUGGAAUUUAAGAUGUGGAGUUUAAGCCUUGAUGGGGUUUAUUUUGAAUGUGGCAUUAAUGGUCUGAACUGAAUUGCGAAAAUGUAUCGUGGCAUAGGUUUGAUGAUUAUUUUUUUCCCCUUUACUUUUGCUUGCUUAGCAUAACCAGAAUUGAAGAUUAAGGACUAUCAAGAAGGUUAAGAGUUUAGUUUGGUUAAACAACACAUGCUUGUUAUUUUGCUGUAUUAAAGUAAAAAAAAAAAAUGUCACUUGUUUUUUUGUUGUAUCAACAUUUUUGGCUCUGUCUAAAAUGUGUGUAUGCUAGUCGAGUGGAAUAUGUUCCCUGAAUCAGAUCUCAGACCAGUGUCAUCCUAUGGUGCAUAAUUCUAGAACAUUUUUCAACAAAAAGCAUACAAUUGUUCCUCCAAUGUUGCGUUUCCGUUCGACUUUUUCUUAAGGACGAAGUAUUGUACUUUUUUUUCACAAAUAAAGGUCUACAAUAUACAAAGAAAAUUGUGAAAGUAGUCCACAUCUUCUUACAUCUCACCCUGUUUUAAAGUUGCACAUUUCCAUACAAUUGAGCUGCAGAGUUGUUCAAAAUCGGGGCGAUAUAAAAGCCAGAUGAAAGCGCUGGAAUACGCAUUAUCAACUGGGGGGAUUUCUGUCAGACGAGACUCCCGUACGGCAGCUCAGGGAGCAGACUGAUAACAUGGCCUAGUUAAAGGUUUUUUGUUGUUUGCAUCCCAAUCCGGUCAAAAUUUCCCAAGACGUAGCUUGUAAGAGUGUGUAUGUUGUUGCUAAGGAACAGCCAUUCCCGCUCCCUCACUCGGUGGUCUCCUUAUGAAUAUCAUUACAGAUCCCUUUCCAGAGAAGCCAAGACACCUUUAUCCUUUCCAGACCAUAUUUAUAACCGUUUCUGGCUCUUGGAUACGGUGAGGGGAUGGUUUAUCUUCAUAUCUGUGCUAGCUUUGUCUGUAGGCUGCAAUAUAUUCACUGCCAAAUGCACUUAUGACACCAGAUUUUAAAGUAAUUUCUUAGACAGAGGAGUUGAUAAACAGAUUAGAGGGCCUGCAACUGUUGUUACCCAAUGCUGCUAUCGUUCCAGCCCCACACUACAGACCCGCCAUCCACCACCAAAAGUACAUACCGUUAAUGGCUCUUCUGCUGCGUCAUUAAUCAUGGACAAAAUUAGGCCUUGGUCCAGAGGUGAAUC
Messenger RNA from Gadus chalcogrammus (walleye pollock), 5132 nucleotides. It is a transcript of the gene papola, whose product is annotated as poly(A) polymerase alpha. Bases 197 to 2404 code for a protein of 735 amino acids. Gene Ontology annotation, molecular function: poly(A) RNA polymerase activity; RNA binding. The transcript is spliced from 22 exons. Gene Ontology annotation, cellular component: nucleus. Lineage: Eukaryota; Metazoa; Chordata; Actinopteri; Gadiformes; Gadidae. The record is from RefSeq and is a predicted model, not a curated record.